UAGGACUUUCAGUGGAUAAAGUUGUGUGGGGAGAAUUCAGGGUUUUAAUACUUAAUCUCCAACCAUUGUAAUUGUAAUUAUCCCAAAACAAACCCUUACAUCAGGAAUAGUGAAAAUCUACAGAGACAGUUCAAAAUUGGAAAAAUAGAGAGAGGCCUGCAAGAUUUGCACCAAUUUCUUUCAAAGUCACUCAGAUUCAUUUGCUGCCCAACACGUCCCCAUGUCGACGCCGGAAACGGAAUCGGCGGAACCCUCCUCCAAUCACAUUCACUCUCUUCCGUUAGUUGACCUCCACCUCUUGUCUCAGCCCGAACUCUACACCCUCUCCCUCUCUGGCGCCACUCACCGCCACAGUCGACCCAGCGACAACGAUUCGGUCAUUCCUAAAAUCGACCGUUCCAAUUUCAACGAAUCCGCGGGCAGCCGCAAACAGACUUUCUCCAAACUACGCCUCAACAAGCGCAAACAAAAUUGCGGGGUUCCCGCCUCCUCCUCCUCUUACCACAUUCCGGAGCCCGUCGACCGAGAAAACUCCCAAAUUAUCUCUCUGCUGCAGCAACUCUUUGGCGUCGAGCCUCUCCGCAACGAGCUGCGCCCCGACCGCGGUGAUGAGGCGGACCGCCAACUGUUUCCGGUCCAUGUCGAGUUCAAACAACCGCCUCCUGUGCCCGUGGCGUUUCAGAACGUUCCGAUUGACGUUAUUGAUGCUUCUAUUAGGAAGAGGAAGCGCGGGCGGCCGAGGAAGAACGAUAAUUCGGUAUCGGUUUUCGAGGAGGAGACCAAGAAGGUUAACGAAGAGGGCAGCGCACUGGUCACGGUCAACGAGAGGGGAUUUGGUAUGGACGCGGAUGAUUUGGAUUAUGAUCCGUUUGGAGACGAGUUGAAGAGAAGGACUGAAGGGUUGGAGACGGAGCCGCAGUUGUUGGAAUUUUUGGAGACUCUGAAUGGAGAGUGGGCGAGUCAGAGGAAGAAGAGGCGGAUUGUCCCGGCCAGUGAUCUUAGCGACUUGUUGCCUGCCGGAUGGAAGAUAGUUAUUACCCUUUUGAGGAGGGCAGGUCGUGCUUCUGUUGUUUGUCGCCGUUACGUAAGUCCUGGUGGGCACCAAUUCGAGUCUUGCAAAGAAGCUUAUGCGUACUUGCUUUCUGUUUCUGGUGUUCAAGAUAAGGGCCAUUUAAAAUCUAGUUGUACUGAUGAUGGUGCUCAGCAAUUGUCCAGUAGUAUGAACAUGGCAUCUGAAAGUAGUGUUGGUCAUGUCCCUGCCGGAGCCACGAAGACUGAUGCCAAUGCAAAUUAUUCGUCUAUUCACUCUGGUCAAGAGAAUCAGCUCCCAAUAUCAUUAUCAGUUGGGAGUGGAAAUUUCAACAGUGAUCUACCUUUGGGUUGUAAAUCAGGAGAUGCUAGUGAUGACUUUAGGGGCUUUGACCAUCAAACGGAAGAUAAAAAACUGUUGGAGGCUGACAAGAAUGAUGGAAGUUCAGUUCAGGGAUGUUCUCACGUGAAUGAUAUAGUUUGUAAUGUAGGCAAUGAGAAGUUGGUUGGUGCUAUUGAGUCCACUGAUGCUGCUUGCAAUCUUUAUAUUCCUUUAGUUUUCUCAACUCCCUUCUCCACUAAUAAUAGUGACAAUGGUCAAAUUUCAGAGGAUAUAAAUGCUGCGACAUGCAUAGAAGGGGGCAUUAGUAAUUUUGCUAGUCAGGAUAAAAAUACCAGGUGCCCUGAAAGUGUUCCCUGUGGAGUUGACAACAAUGGGCUUGGGCUUUCUGUGAAAUUAGUAGAAGAGAGCACUCAGAAAAUAAGUUUUGAUAGCAGCACACUGGCUCCAAAUUCUGAGGGGCAAAUAUUUGCUGGUAAAAGGUUAGAGGAUAGACAUCUUAUCAGUUCACAGGAAGAUAUGGAAAUUGCAGAUGAUAAGGUCAUUAAUGAUGACAAAAAAUUAAUUGUGUGUGGCACAGACCGGGCUGAGUUUAAAGAUGUUUUUACUGAUGUUAAACUGCAGAGUAGUUCUGAGGGUUUUUCACUUGUCACAUCUCAUUGUGAACUUAAACAUGCAUCUCUAAGUAAUAUGGACAGGACCCAGACUUCCGAGUUGAAGGACUCUGCUGAGGAAAAUAUUUUUGACAGUGAUCUAUUUAGCUCAUCUAUUGAUGAAAGAACAUGUGUUCACAGUGGUUACAUUAGUAAUGUUCCUUUUAGUUCUUGCACACAAGAUGCAGUUGAGUAUGGUGGAUUUGAUUUUUCUUCUGAUCUUAAAUUAACUAAGGAUGUUAGUGAUAAUCAUAUUCUUUCUAAUGAGGAUGCCGUGACAAGAUGUUUACAGGAGAGGAGUUCCUUGAAUGACCAAAAUAGCAUGAUGGGCAAUCUUUUGCAUCGUAGUUCUCAAAGUAAUUUAUUUGCCCUAACACCUAAUCAGCACCCUUCUGCUUUUCACGAUAAUGUGAAUAUCUGUGAUGGAACCUUUGAUGCACUCAAAGGUGUUGAUGCUGGAUACAUGGAGCCUCAGUUGGGCAUUGUUUCUCGCAGCAAUAUUGGUGUAGAUGCAUAUACUACUGCAAGCAUUAUGCAGGGAAACUCACAAGGAUGUGUAUCUGUUCCUCUUGGUGGAAGUAUAUUAAACUUUGAGAAGAAAAGUGAUGAUGGUGUUAAUAAAGCAAAUAAGCCUUGCUUAUCAGAAAAGGCUCAGAAUGAAGUUGAAAUAUUCCAAACUGACUCUAUGGGUCUACCCAAAUUUCUUUAGCAGUUAGAUAGAUUCAGAUGCAGAUGUGGUGACACAUGCAUGCAGUGCAGGAAACAUUUUCUUUAAUAAAACUUGUAUGAUAGUUUUGCUGUGUGCUGGUAACCACAAGGCUCUGCUAGUGUAUAUAUUUUCGAUUUCCCAUUGAAGAUGAUAAGCUAGAACAGAUAAUUGUUUGAAAGCAGCAUUAUAUUUGUGGAUAGAUUCAUCUGGUCGUGCCGUGGCUUCUCCAAUCCAGAGGUGAGUUUAUAUCCACUAGAUGUACACAACAAUACUGAUGUAUGCUUAAUAACGCUCUAACAGAAUAAUUGGUAGCAUAAGUAAUUGCGGAUCAUUGUAAACGAAACCCGAAAUAAAUGGGAAAAUUUUGGACGAGUUUGCUUGCAUGAUUGGAAUUAGAAGAGAAACUCGAACGCUGCUUACCACAGCUUUUGGGCACAAUCUUGUCAAUGGCAAUGUGCUGGUCCUAGACAGUUUAUAUCUCUGUGACCAUGUAAGAAGAACGAGUAUCGUUCAGUCAGAAGGAUGGAAGAUUUUCAAGCAGGUUUUUAUGGAUUGCAAAUUAUUGGAUGGCGAUUUUCUCUUUGUUGCUGCUGCAUAUUCGUGGCAGGGAGGCAACGCUUUCCAGUGGUUAGACAUUCUUAUCUUAAAAUGAAAUGGAUAUUGCUUUUUCUCAAGCUAUUUGCUCCCUUUUAAACCUAUAUUUUUUCCACUUCUAGUUUAGUUUGUCAGAGAGAAACCUCUUACCAAAAGGUAAAAGAUCUUUCAGAUUUUUAGUGGCUUUCUUCAUUCAUUGGCCUUUCUAAGAUUUCUUCUCAACCUAUUGGAACAAUAAUAUAUUUUACUACUGACAUUCUAAAGAAAGAGAAUACCUGUAGUUAUGUCUAUUUUAAAUCUGUGAAGUUAGAUGCUCAUACCUGUAGAAUCACCGUUGAAUUGUUCAGAAGUAGGGCAUUUUAUAAUUGUAAUCUUUCAUCACUGAUUACCAAAAAACAGUAGAUGUUUAAGAUAUUGGAUACAGUGAAGUAGUGUAAGCUUUCACUUCCCAUCAAAUGGUGCUUUCGUAUGGCCUACUUCUCCCAUGGAUGUCUACUACAACCAUUACUUAUGGUCACAACAACCACAGUCGUGGCCACACCACCGCCCCAAAAGAUCCCCAGUGUCAUCCGAACAAACAUUUAUAUUAUUCUCGACAACAACCACGGCCACCCCACAGUCACCGCUGCCACCAUCAGCAUCAACAGAGUGGCCACCACAAACCUCAUGGUCCUCUCCCGUAUUCCCAUACCAGUCAUUCCGGUCCCCUACCACUUUAUGAGUCGCCAUCGUCGUGGUGGCAAGCACAACCAACUUUCCCCACGCGAUCCCAUGGGUUCGCCCUGUGAAGAAGAUCCUUCACCACACACCCUGUUACACCCCUCAACCCCCUUUUCAUGGAUUCUCUCCCCAACUUUUCCUGUCCCUCCUUGUCUCUACCGUUGGAUUAUUUUCCCCUUUUAUUACCCUUAAUCCCCAUCCUCCAAUCAACCCCAAAAUCCCAUCCCUUUACUAUUAUACAAAUAUAACAAGUUUUGUUUGAAAUUCAAAACCACCUUCACUACCAACAAUUCUCAAUCCAUCACAUAAUAAUCCAAAUUCCAUUGUCAAUCCACGUCACGUUGCCUUCAUCCUCGACCAACUUGGAGAAAGCCUAUCAUUGGUUAAGCUGAAAUUUUGCUAUGGUUCUAAAUCUGUUUUGAUAUUAUUUUUCUUCUUCUGUUGGAAGAGUUU
This is a messenger RNA of Vigna radiata var. radiata (mung bean), 4498 nucleotides long. RefSeq lists its product as uncharacterized. Bases 221 to 2731 code for a protein of 836 amino acids. Lineage: Eukaryota; Viridiplantae; Streptophyta; Magnoliopsida; Fabales; Fabaceae. The transcript is spliced from 5 exons. The record is from RefSeq and is a predicted model, not a curated record. Gene Ontology annotation, molecular function: DNA binding.